UUGAGGAGCGAGCUGGCUGUUGAUUAACUGAUGAACGAACCGUCACUGUCUUACUGAAUUGAACACUCGCAUCCUCCACCUCCACCUAGCCAUGUCCCGCCUCCGCCACUCCACCUCCACCGCGCCGAUGUUCCACCUCCGCCUCCUCCGCUGCCGCUUCUCCUCCAUCUCCACCUUGCCGCCGUCACGCUCAUGGUCUCCCCAUGCAGCCUUUGCCGCGGCCACAGAGCGCGUCAUCGCUGGGACGCUCAGCCCGGAGGACGCACACCGCCUGUUCGACGAAUUGCUACGGCAGGCCACUCCGGUCCCCGCGCGCUCCCUGAACGGCUUCCUCACGGCCCUCUCCCGUGCGCCGGACACCGGCGCCUGCAGAGACGGCCCCGCCCUCUUCAACCGCACCCGCCGAGAAGAGGCCGGCUCCCGGGUGGUGUCGUCCACAAUCUUCACCUACGGCAUCCUCAUGAACUGCUGCGGCCGCACGCGUCGUCCGGAACUUGGGCUUGCCUUCUUUGGGCGCGUCCUCAGGAUGGGCCUGAAGACAAAUGUGGUCGUCGCCACCAUGGUCCUCCAGUGCCUCUCCAGCGCCAAACGGACAGAUGAGGCUGUGGACAUCCUGCUACAUCGGAUCUCCGAGCUCGGGUGCGUGCCUGACGCCUUCUCAUACUCCAUUGUUCUGAAGAGCUUAUGCGAUGAUAGCAGGAGCCAGCGGGCACUCGACCUGCUCCACAUGUGGGAGAAAGAACGAGGUGUCUGCUCCCCCAACGUAGUGACGUAUAACACGGGCAUCCACGGCUUCUUUAAGGAAGGUGAAGUAAGCAAGGCAUGCAAUCUAUUCCAUGAAAUGGUGCAGAAAGGGGUUGAACCUAAUGUGGUGACAUAUAGCUUGACCAUUGAUGCGCUGUGCAAGGCCAGAGCUAUGGACAAAGCAGAGUUGUUCCUCCGGCAGAUGAUUGAUAAAGGUGUUCAACCGAACAAUGUGACAUAUAAUGUCAUGAUCCAUGGAUAUUCCACUCUGGGCCAGUGGAAAGAAGCGGGUAAAAUGUUCAGAGAAAUGACAAGACAGGGUCUCAUACCAGAUCUUGUUACUUGGACCUCGUUCAUGGCCUCUCUCUGUAAGCAUGGAAGAACCAAAGAAGCUGCCGAAUUUUUUGAUUCCAUGACUGCCAAGGGCCACAAGCCUGAUUUGGUCACGUACCAUGUUCUGCUCCAUGGGCAUGCAACCGAAGGAUGCUUUGCUGAUAUGAUUAAUCUCUUUAAUGCAAUGGCAACCAAAGGUAUUCUACCCGACCGUCAGGUUUUCAACAUUUUAAUUGAUGCACAUGCUAAACAUCGAAUGAUGGAUGAAGCUAUGCACAUAUUUACUGGAAUGCAGGGGCAAGGAGUGUGUCCAGAUGUAUGGACCUAUUCAACUCUAAUAUCUGCACUUUGCAGAAUGGGUAGGCUGGCUGAUGCCAUGGAUAACUUCAGUCAGAUGAUUGGUAAGGGAGUACAACUGAACACAGUUGUUUAUCACUCCCUAAUUCAGGGUUUCUCUACACAUGGUGAUUUGAGGAAAGCAAAGGAGUUGGUUUAUGAAAUGACGAACAAAGGUAUUCCUUGUCCAAACAUUGCAUUCUUCAGUUCUAUAAUGGACAGUCUAUGCAAAGAAGGAAGGGUUAUGGAUGCACAUGAUAUCUUCCACUUGGUUACAGACAUAGGUCUGAAACCUAACAUCAUUACGUUUAAUACGCUGAUUGAUGGAUAUUGCUUAGUCGGUGAGAUGGAGAAAGCAUUUGGAGUACUUGAUUCCAUGGUAUCAGCUGGCAUUGAGGCUGAUGUUUUUACAUAUAAUACACUUGCUUAUGGCUAUUGUAGAUGUGGAAGGACUGAUGAUGGGUUGAUUCUCUUCAGAGAAAUGGUGCAAAACAAACCUAAGCCCACAACAAUCACAUAUAACAUCAUACUGGAUGGGUUAUUUCGUGCUGGGAGAACAUUUGCUGCAAAGAAAAUGUUCCUUGAGAUGACCGAAACGGGAAUAACAGUGAGCAUUUCCACAUACAGUAUAAUACUUGGAGGACUUUGUAGGAAUAAUUGCUCUGACGAAGCGAUCACCCUAUUUCAGAAAUUAGGAGCAAUGGAUGUGAAGUUUGAUAUUAAAAUACUCAAUACCAUGAUCAAUGCCAUGUUCAAGGUUCGGAGAAGAGAAGAAGCUAACGGUUUGUUUGCUGGAAUAUCAGCCAGUAGGAUGGUACCUAAUGCUUCUACCUACAGCGUAAUGAUAGGAAAUCUUCUAAAAGAAGGAUCAGUGGAAGAAGCUGAAAAUAUGUUCUCAUUAAUGGAGAAGAGUGGUUGUGCUCCAGACUCUCGUCUUAUAAAUAAUAUCAUCAGAAUAUUAUUGGAAAACGGUGACAUCGUCAAGGCUGGAAAUUAUAUGUCUAAAGUUGAUGGCAAGAGCAUCUCACUUGAAGCUUCAACUACUUCGUUGUUGAUGUGUCUCUUUUCAAGUAAAGGGAAAUAUCGGGAACAAAUCAGUUUGCUCCCUGUAAAUUACCAAUUUUUCAAUGGAGUCAGUUGAUGCACUGGACUAGCCAGAUAAACAUUGGCAAUUUGGCAUGGUUUGGAGCUCCCUCUCAAUGAUGUCGACAUGAGUUCUCUUCCAUGCGCUCACAAGAUCGAGCUGUGUGUUGGUGCCAUCCCAGCGUUUUGGCCUGAUGCAUGCCGCUGCUGGGCGUGCAUCCUAUGGACAUCGCCCCUAAUCUGCAUGCCAUUUCCAUGCUCAAGGCAACCCAUUGUCUUUGUGGCAAUGGAUACAUAAAGAAGUACCCAACUGGUCUUUUCCUGAAAGAUGCAAACUGUUUGAGGUUGGAGCUGGCACUGUAGUGAGAUAAGAAGAAUGAUAAUUAGCUCUUCAAAGAGGACUGAAACUAUUCUUUUGGCAGUCAGGUGUCGGUUGCAUAUUUCUAACUAGAGGAGGUGAGUACCGAGUAGGAUCUAAACAUUACCAAAAUGUCUCUGGGUUUCAUUGUUUGACGAUAUCCUAUCCAAGCCUUCUCGAUUUUGUAUAUGUCCAACACACUUGGAAAUAAACACAUAAUCGCAUUUGAUUCACUAUUUGGUUUUUAUGCAAAAAAAGUUAGUACUCCCAUAUUUUUUGCAAGCAGCGUAGAUCCCUGACAUAGUAACAUCUUUGUGCAACGUAUAUAAGCAUCGGCCAUACUGGUUUUUACAACCUUUUGGAUUCAGCACAGGCUGUAAUACCCCUUACCACCUUUACGAGACAGGAAUGCGAUAUGCAGUUUCUUGUUUCUAUAUGACAAUUCAGCUCUAAUGCAACACAAAAUUGGGAAGUUACAUGUAAGGGGAACCUAACAACCUUUGUGAAUAGGUAGUGUUGCCUUUUUCUACGUUGUUUUUUUUUUCUUCAGAUGGGGCUAUAAUGCACUGAGCAAGUUGUCUUUCCUUGAACUUGAGCUUCUCUUCUUCCUGCUGGCGGAUAUUAGUCUCGAUGUUUUGCCCAUUUCUGCUGCCGAUGGCCUCGACUACACCUUGUUGGCCCUCUGCAGCACUAGGUUUCUCUUCACAGCCGGCAGGCACCUCUGCAAGGAAUCCCAAUAGGACAACGACAUCAUUCAUGUAUGGCGGAAUAGAGGCUUCCUCCUGUAUUCAUGUCUAAGAAGAGGUCCUACUAACUCAUGGUACCUCCUCCUAUCCCUGAUCAUGGGCUUUUUCUGUUGAUCAGAUAUGAAUUUAGCAUAGCAGUCGGAAAGAACUAUUGUCCAGUAUAUUUCAAAUAAAAUCUAACAAAGCAUUCUUUAUAGGGGAGUAUAUUUUUGGAGCGCAGGGCCCACAUGUGCCCAUCAGUGGAGUUUUUUUUUCCGAGAAAACGCAAAAGAGUUUGCGUUUCAUUUCAUUGAACAGGAAGAGAACAGCAGUACAGGUACAACCUCCCAGGAGGAGGGACACACGCACACACACCAUCGUCCUCACCAAACAAGCAGGUGAGGAGGUGCUACCAACUACAGACCGCAACAACAAAAGGUCUUGCCUUGUCCAGCCUCCAACCAUGAAUGGCAAGGUAGCUAGACACAGAGCCUCAAGGCCGCGUCACAGCCGUUGCCAGGCGCCUCCGAAGAAGACUGCAUCUCCAGGGCUGACCGGGCCAACGUACCUUCCGCCCAUAUGUGCCUAGGAGACGGCAGGUGGAUGGCAGGACCCAGCCAAAACUAGCGAAGCCAUCGUCUUGGACGUGCCGGCGCCGGCGUACAUUGCGCCCCGGACGCCCACGCUCCAUGCUGCAGCCCUCAUCACAACAUCGCAUUACCAGCAAACCUCGCCGGAAAGACCGGGGAGGCCACCAUCUCCAGCUGACGCAUAGGGGACUCCAAGUGCGACCCAAGCAGCGCUUUCAAGAAAGGAAUGGCGCUGAGACACCGCCGCUGCCUUGUCCAGGGAACUGGACCAAGGGUUUCCCCCGGUGCCCGAGGAGAGGGUCCAGUCCGGGCCAUGACAGCGCCUCCAUGGAGGUAACGGCACCCUCAGGUGUCGCCGUUGUCAGCGCAGGCCAUCGCCGCGCAGGGAUUUCGCCCGGCCCAAGACCAGAACCCCAAAACUGCCGAAGCAGAGCAAACAGGAGAUGGGGAAGCAGAUCGCCAGAGAGGACCACCAGCACCGAGAGGGAAACC
Molecule: messenger RNA, 4661 nt
Organism: Triticum aestivum (bread wheat)
Lineage: Eukaryota; Viridiplantae; Streptophyta; Magnoliopsida; Poales; Poaceae
Product: protein Rf1, mitochondrial
Exons: 2
Coding region: 92-2554 (820 amino acids)
Molecular function (GO): protein binding
Source: RefSeq, a predicted model, not a curated record